UCCGGUUCGGCUGACGGCCAGCGGUCACGCCCCCAUGGGACACACCCAGUUAGACCACGCCCCUUCGCGGUUAAUAUUCACGCUCGGGCCACGCCCCUCUCCUUGGCCACGCCCCCGUCCCGGGCAGCGAUGGCGGCGCCGUUGCCGGGGCGGAGCCGGGAUCGGAACCGGGAUUGGAGCCGGGUUCGAGUCCGGGUCCGGGCUCCGGUCCGGGUCCGGGUCCGGGAUUGGAGCCGGGUCCGGGUUCGGCUCCGGGCUCUGUCCCGGGCUCUGGUCCCGCUCCGGGUCCCGGUUCGGGUCCCGGUCCUGUCCCCGGUGCCGGUGCCGGUCCCGGUGCCGGUUCGGGCCCCGCUCCCGCUGGAGCCGCCGCGCGUGCCCGAGCUGCUCGUGCGGGGCAGCAAAUUCAUCCGCUGGGAGGAGGAGGUGGAGCUCCUGGACCUCUGCAGUGUCCGGGACACCCGCACCGGGCGCUUCGCCCGCGCCCCCAAGGACCCCCGCACGCGGGCCGCCCUGGCCUUCGGGGUCCCCGGGGGUCCCCCUCCCCACCGUUUGCUCACCGUGGUUCACGGCCCCGACCUCGUCAACCUCGGCUUCCUCACCCUGGUGGCCGUGCGGGACGGCGAGGCCCAGGUGUGGACAGAGGAGCUGUUCAAGCUGGCCACGAACAUCCUGGCCCGGAACGCGUCGUGGAACACGCUGCUCAGGAAGGCGUGGGUGCCCCAAAACCCCAAAAUCACCUCAAAAUCAGCCCCAAAACCCCAAAAUAACCUCAAAAACGGCAAAAAAUCACCCCACAAACCCCCAAAUCACCCCAAAACCCCCAAAAUAGCUCCAGAACCAGCAAAAAAUCACCCCAAAAUCAUCCCAACCCCCCUAAAAUAACCUCAAAAACAGCAUAAAAUCACCCCCAAAAACCCCAGAAUCACCCCAAAACCAGCCCAAAAUCACCCCAAAAAUUCCUUCAAAUCUUCCCCAAAAUCACCCCAAAAAUUCCCUUAAACCCCCCCCAAAAAUUCCCUAAAAUCCCCCCAAAUCUUCCUUAAAACACCUCCCAAAUCUCGCCAAAAUCACCUCAAAAAUCUCCCCAAAAUCACCCGAAAAAUUCCCUAAAAUGACCCCAAAAAUCUCCCCAAAAUUCCCAGAAAUCACCCCCAAAAUGCCCCAAAAACCCCAAAACCCAAACAUCCCAAACGCCCCAAAUCCCCAAAACUCCCCCAAACCC
Molecule: messenger RNA, 1222 nt
Organism: Passer domesticus (house sparrow)
Lineage: Eukaryota; Metazoa; Chordata; Aves; Passeriformes; Passeridae
Product: 1-phosphatidylinositol 4,5-bisphosphate phosphodiesterase beta-3-like
Exons: 4
Coding region: 130-882 (250 amino acids)
Source: RefSeq, a predicted model, not a curated record